GUCAUCAGAAAGCGCAGCGGUUGUAUUGUUGACAGUGGAGUUGGAUGAAGGAGCAGGAUGAGGAGAAAAGUGAGCGCAGUGUUGAACUAACGGAGCGACUGCGGACGGUUUCUGCUCGACUGUGUUUUCAGACUCUCAGGCUGCAGCACAGAAUGAGUCGAGAUGAAGAGACCAAAGCUGGCCGGAGUUUUCCUCUUCGUGUGCUGUCUGCUCACCUACCUGAUGUUUGUGAAGCGUCACUACGGCGUCUCGAAGCCUGAAGCCUACAGACUACCUCCUCAACGCCGACCCGGCUCGGACCAGACCGGAGAUGGACACUCGGCCUCUGCUGCUGGACCGAGCUUCCAGUACGGCAUCAUGUUCGACGCUGGGAGCACCGGGACCAGGGUCCACAUCUUCAAGUUCCAGAUAGAGAACCAAGAGGCUCCUAAACUGGCCCAGGAGACGUUCAGAGCCAUCAAACCUGGACUGUCUGCGUACGCUGACGACCCACAGAAGUGUACAUCAGGGAUCGUGGAGCUGUUGGAGGUUGCCAAGUCCAGCAUCCCCCCCUCCGUCUGGAACUCCACCCCGGUGGUCCUGAAGGCCACGGCCGGCCUCCGCCUGCUGCCUGGAGAGAAGGCCGACCACCUGCUGGACAGGGUGAGGGCGCUGUUCCUGGAGUCUCCUUUCCUGUCCAGAGACGACAGCGUGUCCAUCAUGGACGGCACUGAUGAAGGGAUUUCUGCGUGGAUCACCGUCAACUUCCUCACAGGUGGUCUUCACAGCGCUGACUCCCCCACAGUGGGGAUGUUGGAUUUGGGCGGCGGGUCAACUCAGAUCACCUUCAGCCCUCAGGACGAGAAAACCAUCCAGACCUCACCUAUCGACUACAUCAGGUCCUUCCAGAUGUUCAACAACACACACACCGUCUACACUCACAGUUAUCUGGGUCUGGGUCUGAUGUCGGCUCGACUCGCCGUCUUAGGAGGCGUCGACUCUUCACCCCUAGGGGGCAGCACUGAGCUGGUCAGCCCCUGCCUUGCUCCAGAGUACUCAGGCAGGUGGGAGCACAAUGACGUCGUCUACACUGUGAAGGGACAGAAGGCAGGGGAGCCGGUUUACGAGGCGUGUCUGACCAAGGUGGAGAAGGUUCUGUACAGGAAGGUGACGAAGGCGGCUGAAGCUGCAGACAUGGACUUCUACGCCUUCUCCUACUACUACGACCGAGCCGUCGACCUCGGGGUCAUCGAGGAGAAAAAGGGAGGAACCAUUACAGUGACGGAUUACAUGGAUGCAGCUAAAAGAGUGUGCAGCAGCCUGUCCGUCAGUCCUCUGCAGAGUCCCUUCCUCUGUCUGGACCUGGUCUACAUCUCAGUCCUGCUGCAGGAGCUCGGAUUCCCCCCACACAAACAGUUCAAGCUGGCAAGGACCAUCAACCAGGUGGAAACCAGUUGGGCUCUGGGAGCGACGUUCCACUACAUCCAGUCCCUGAAGAGACACUGAAGGCUUUUAUUUUGAAAGGAUCCUGAGACUUGCUGAUAUCCUGGACCUCCUGGAGACUCACAGUGACCUCAUUCAGUACCCAGACCCAGACCUGACCCUCCCCUCGCUCCCCAGCUGCCUCUCUGCUAUUGGCCGGUCCUCGGUCCCAGGUGAUCUGUCUGUGGGUCUGUGAGAGUCCAGAACCAGGCCCAGGACAGGAGCCAGACACACCCAGACCUGAUGACCUUUGACCGAAGACCGGCCGACAGCAGAGGGACUCACGGGGCUUCGCUCUGACCUGGAACCUCCUGCACCUGGGUCACGUGACCAGGCCGACCGUCCUGUCAGAGCUCUCUGGACUCCUCAGGUGGACUGAGCUCCCCUCAGAGGAGACGGACUCCUGCUCUCAGCUGGUUUUAUUCUUUCCUUCAGCUCAGUUCAUCAGACGUUCACCUCCUUCAACCUUUGAAGCCUCAGAUGUGGAUUCUGCUCAGACUCAGUGUGUCUGUGUUUGUUCAUCGUUUGUGUUGAUGUUUGAAGCUGAUGUGUUUGUGCCAAAAGAUUCAGACGUGAACGGCUGAAGUGAAAACACUUUGAUCUUAAUAGAUUUUAUAGAAUCAGAUGAACCCGGAUCUUUUAAACCUCCACAGAUGAAAAUCACAGGAGGGAGCAGGUUUCUGGAGCUUUCAGCUGCAGGCUGUGGCCUUCAUCAGCAGAGGGAGUCUGAUCAGACGUCAAGAACACGGUUCAGUUAUUUUCACACUAAUCCAGCUGAUGAAGGUCAGGAGAUGUGGCUGAAAGCUCUGGAAGUCGUUCAGUGUGCGGUCGAUAAAAGAAAAGAAACAGUGAACCAUGAGACCGGCUUCACGUCUCCGACCUCACGCUGUUCAGAUCCAUAUCUUGUGUUUCUAUUGACAGCGACUCUGAUUGUUUUCUACUCUGAAGCAGCUCCUGUUUCUACUGUUUCUACUGUCGAGGCUCGUUCCAUGUGGAGCAGCUCUCUGUAUGUGGACGCUACAAAAUCUGCAAUAAACAGACAUGAAUGUGUUUCUGAA
This is a messenger RNA of Lates calcarifer (barramundi perch), 2519 nucleotides long. Its product is annotated as ectonucleoside triphosphate diphosphohydrolase 6. NCBI's taxonomy places the organism in Eukaryota, Metazoa, Chordata, Actinopteri, Centropomidae. The record is from RefSeq and is a predicted model, not a curated record. Gene Ontology annotation, molecular function: UDP phosphatase activity; GDP phosphatase activity. Gene Ontology annotation, cellular component: membrane; Golgi apparatus. The transcript has 14 exons. Gene Ontology annotation, biological process: nucleoside diphosphate catabolic process. Bases 163 to 1485 code for a protein of 440 amino acids.